Molecule: messenger RNA, 2952 nt
Organism: Canis lupus familiaris (dog)
Lineage: Eukaryota; Metazoa; Chordata; Mammalia; Carnivora; Canidae
Gene: NARS2
Product: asparaginyl-tRNA synthetase 2, mitochondrial
Exons: 14
Coding region: 106-1455 (449 amino acids)
Biological process (GO): asparaginyl-tRNA aminoacylation
Cellular component (GO): mitochondrion
Molecular function (GO): nucleic acid binding; asparagine-tRNA ligase activity; ATP binding
Source: RefSeq, a predicted model, not a curated record
GGGGGGCGUGGGGCGCCCUGAGCGCAGCGCUGCAGCGGGGGACCCGGGAGGUUCGCGGUAGGCAAGGUCCGCGCGCGCCGGGAGAGGCCCGGGGGCGGCCGCGCGAUGUUCGGGGCGCGGUUCCUGGCCCGAGCCCUGCGCUCCUGCUCCUCAGCUCCCUGCCCGGGACACAGACCUCCGGCCCGGCUGAGCGUGCGGGACGCUCUCGGGGCCCAGAGCACGAGUGGGGAGCGCGUUAAGGUGCAGGGAUGGAUUCGUUCAGUCAGAUCCCAGAAAGAAGUCUUGUUCCUGCAUAUAAAUGAUGGAUCCUCUUUGGAAAGCCUUCAGGUUGUAGCAGAUUCAAGCUUUGACAAUAGAGAACUGGCUUUUGGGAGUUCUGUGGAAGUUCAAGGGCAGCUGGUAAAAAGUCCAUCCAAAAAGCAAAAUAUGGAACUGAAGGCAGAAAAAAUUGAAGUUGUUGGAAAUUGUGAUGCCACGGCGUUCCCUUUUAAGUAUAAAGAGAGGCAUCCUCUGGAGUAUCUGAGACAAUAUCCUCACCUUCGGUGCAGAACUAAUGCUCUGGGCUCUAUACUGAGGGUUCGCAGUGAGGCCACAGCUGCUAUUCAUUCUUUCUUUAAGGACAAUGGCUUUGUGCAUAUUCAUACUCCAAUAAUCACAUCCAAUGACUGUGAGGGAGCUGGAGAACUGUUUCAAGUUGAACCUUCAAGCAAAAUUAAGAUGCCUGAGGAGAAUUUCUUCAAUGUUCCUGCAUUCUUAACUGUUUCAGGACAACUUCACCUAGAAGUGAUGUCAGGAGCUUUUACUCAAGUGUUUACCUUUGGUCCAACAUUUCGAGCAGAGAAUUCUCAGAGCCGGAGACACCUGGCAGAGUUUUAUAUGGUAGAAGCAGAGAUUUCUUUUGUUGAGAGUCUUCAAGAUCUCAUGCAGGUCAUGGAGGGGCUCUUUAAGACUGCAACAAUGAUGGUUCUCUCAAACUGUCCUGAAGAUGUUGAACUCUGUCACAAGUUCAUAGCUCCUGGCCAAAAGGAAAGAUUAGAACAUAUGCUAAAAAACAACUUUUUAAUCAUUUCUUAUACUGAAGCAGUAGAGAUCUUAAAGCAGUCAUCUCAGAACUUCACCUUCACUCCAGAGUGGGGUGUUGAUCUACACACUGAACAUGAAAAGUACUUGGUGAAGCACUGUGGCAACAUACCAGUCUUUGUCAUUAAUUAUCCAUUAGCACUCAAGCCUUUCUACAUGAGGGAUAAUGAAGAUGGCCCUCAGCACACAGUUGCUGCUGUUGAUCUUUUGGUUCCUGGAGUUGGAGAGCUCUUUGGAGGAAGCCUCAGAGAGGAACGGUACCAUUUCUUAGAGCAGCGACUGGCCAGAUCAGGACUAACAGAAACCUACCAAUGGAAAAGAAAACGCCAACAAAUAAGUUUCCAGCUCUUUUCCAGUCAACACUCUGGACCUUGAAGAAGCUUGCAUGUAAUUUGACUGCAACUGACUUUCCUUUUUUAGUUAAUUGUGUUAAAUGCGCCUCAUAACUCCUAAUCCCAGUGGGGCUGUCAUUUAGAAGGGGCUAGGGGGGGAAGCCGUUUUAAUUCUGGCUUUUGUUUCAGCCACUAAGUGUAAUACCACAUGAUUGUUGACCCAACAGUAAUCCAGUUAAAAAACAGUCUUCAGAGUCACUGCAUCAUCAAAAUUAACCCUGAUUACAUCAAAUUAUGUUGAAACAGACCACAGCUGUUUGCCCUGUUGAAGCAACUGCUUGAGAGCUCAUCCAGAAGAUCUAUCUGGGUGUCAGGAAGAUACAUUUUGUUUUUUAUUUUUGUUUCUCAACACAAAUGUAGGAGGGAAACACUCUGUUCUUCCCAGAGUGCCUGGUGGGAGUUGAAAACUUUGUGAUACUCCAGAAUCAAAAAUCUUAAUAAUUCCAAAAUAGAAGAAAACCUCAGACCUUUUAAGGUUUUGGUUUUCUAUAGGAAGGAUGUAAGAAGAAGGAAACGUAAAUCUAUUGAGUAUUGCUCUUGUCAGCAAAAAAGAAGUGGAACUUACUACUACAGAGAAGGAUGGUGGGACUUUCUGUGGUAGGCUGUACACGGAUGCUAAGACUGGCUCAUACUAGCCCAUGAGAACAGAUUGUGGUGAAAAAUUCUGCAAGCUUGUUAAAUAAAAGGGGGCAUUAUUAAAAGAAUUUAAAAUGGAAAUUAACAAGUAUUGGAGAAGAUGAAGACAAAUUGGAACUUUCAUACAUUGCUGGUUAUGUAAAAUGGUGUAACCCACCGUGGGAAACAGUUCAGCAGUUCCUUAAAAGUUAAACACAGGAGCCCUGGCUGUCAGUUAGUGGAACAUGUGACUCUUGAUCUCAGGGUCACGGGUGUGAGUCCCACGUUGGGUGCAGAGAUUACUUUAAAAAUAAAAGUAAACACAGAUUCAACCCAUGUUCCAGCAGUUUGACUCCUAGGUAUAUAUAUAUAUUUAUGAAAACACAGGUCCACACAGAAACUCAUACAGGUAUGAAUGUUCACAGCAACAUUAUUCAUGGUAGCCAAAAAGUGGAAACAAUGGAAAUAUCCAACUGAAGAAUGAAUAAAAUGUAUAUUCAGUCAUUGGGGUAUUAUUCAACCAAAAAAAGGAAGAACUGAUGUAUGCUACAACACAGAUGAACAUUGAAAACAUUAUAGAAAGUGAAAGAAGUCAGACGCAAGAGGCCAUAUAUAAUUGGAAUCAUAUGGAAUGUCCAGCAGAAUUGCAAAUCCAUAGAGACAAGGUAGAUGAGUGGCUGCCAGGGGUUGGGAUUCGGGGAAUGAGGAGUGACUGCUAAUGAAUAUGGAGUUACUUUUGGGGGUAAUGAAAAUGGUCUGAAAUUAGAUAGCAAUGAUGAUUGCACAACUCCGUGAAUAUACUGGAAACCACUGAGAUGCACACUUUAAAAGGUGACUGUUAUGGCAUAUAAAUGAUAGGUUACUA